AUGAGCUCCAUCAUGAGGUUCCAGGUGCUCGUCGACGGCGAGUGGCGGGCCGUGCGGCCGAGGACUGGCGCGCUCGUCGUCAGCAUCGGGGACACAUUCAUGACGCUGUCGAACGGGCUGUACCGGAGCUGCCUCCACCGCGCGGUGGUGCACCGGGAGCGGGAGCGCCGGUCGCUGGUCUUCUUCCUCUGCCCCCGCGAGGGCCACGUGGUGCUCCCGCCGCCGUGCCUUCUUGCCGUUGCCGCACGCGAGCAGGAGCAGCCGCGGCGGUACCCGGACUUCACCUGGGCAGACCUGGCGCGCUUCACGCAGCGCCACUACCGCGCCGACGCCGGCACGCUCGACGCCUUCGCGCGCUGGCUCGGCGCCGCCGCCACCUGCGCCGCGGCGACGUCGGCGUCCCACAGCCCAGACACGGCCCACGAGACAGUUUAG
Miscanthus lutarioriparius is the source of this 435-nucleotide messenger RNA. The record is from the annotation of a GenBank genome assembly. Lineage: Eukaryota; Viridiplantae; Streptophyta; Magnoliopsida; Poales; Poaceae.